Molecule: messenger RNA, 1558 nt
Organism: Dermatophagoides pteronyssinus (European house dust mite)
Lineage: Eukaryota; Metazoa; Arthropoda; Arachnida; Sarcoptiformes; Pyroglyphidae
Gene: rngo
Product: DNA damage inducible 1 homolog rngo
Biological process (GO): proteolysis
Molecular function (GO): aspartic-type endopeptidase activity; protein binding
Source: RefSeq, a predicted model, not a curated record
AUAAAAGCACAGUAUGCAUCUUGUUAGAUGAUAUUGUGACUCUACUCAUUCAUUCAAAAUAUUUGUUUACUAAUUUUCUUUGGUCUAUUUUAUUGAAAUUAAAUAAAAAAUUCAUCGUUCAAUUCUGUGAAAUCUAAAAUUAUUAUUUGAAAAUGAAAUUAACAAUCACUACGUUGAGCGAUUUGAUCAUUCAUCUUGAUGUGUCCGGUGAUAUGGAACUGGAGAAUUUCAAAGCAUUAUGUUCAUUAGAGACCAAUAUUGAUGCGACCAAUAUGUCAAUCUUUUUCAACGGCAAACCACUACAAGAAUCGAAUAAAACGUUGUCAUUUUAUGGUGUUCAAGAUGGUGAUAUGUUACUCGUGAAAGAUGGCCGUGGUAAUCAAACGAUGAAUAAUGCGAAUUUUCUUGGACAAUUACCUCAAAUGGAUUUUUCAUCGAUUCAAGUGCCCAAUCAUCUUGUUCAGAAUGAACGUCGUGAAGCUGAAAAUAUUUUUGCUACGCUGCGUUCAAAUCCAGAACAGGUGGCAACUUUACGUGUGAAUAAUCCGCGUUUGGCUGAAGCGUUCGACGGAGGAAUCGAAGAAUUUGCUAAAACACUUCGCAUACAACAAGAAGCUCGGGCUAAAGAAGAUCAACGUCGUAUUCGAAUGCUGUUGGCCGAUCCGUUUGAUUCUGAAGCCCAACGAAUGAUUGCCGAAGAGAUACGGCGACAGCAGAUUGAUUCAAAUAUGGAAACAGCUAUGGAAUAUUUACCUGAAAGUUUUGCCGAAGUUGCCAUGUUAUACAUUAAUUGUAAGGUGAAUGGAUUUCCAAUCAAAGCUUUUGUCGAUUCUGGUGCACAAUCGACCAUUAUGAGUAAAGCUUGUGCAGAACGAUGUAAUAUUCUACGUUUAAUUGAUAAUCGUUGGUCUGGUAUUGCUCGCGGUGUUGGUACGCAAAGGAUUUUAGGUAAAAUUCAUCUUGUGCAAUUGGAAUUAAACGGCGUAUUUGUACCAUGUUCAUUUACUAUUCUUGAACAUCAACCAAUGGAUAUGUUAUUGGGUUUAGAUAUGCUUCGCCGUUAUCAAUGUUCUAUCGAUCUCAAAGCAAAUGUUUUACGUAUCGGUACAACCGGAACAGAAACACCGUUUCUUUCCGAAAGUGAGAUACCAAAAUUUGCACGUUUAAAUGUGAAUGAAGAUAUAGCCCAAGAUGAUGUACAAAAAGCUAUACAGGAAUCUUUGAAAGAAUCAUCACCGAUGAGUGGUGUAUCAGCUCAAACUCCAUCCACUUCAGGUCAUCAAUCAAGAUCAGGCAGUAAUAGUAGUACUGGAUCACGUCAUUCUGAAGCAGAUAUUCAAGAAUUAGUAUCGAUGGGAUUCAAACGUGAACAGGUCAUAAUUGAAUUGGAUGCAUUUAAUGGCGAUAAAAAUCAGGCAAUCGCUGCAUUGUUUGCCAAAUCAAUUAUCGUGCCUGAUAACCUUAAAUGAUGAAUAGCCUCCUAUUAAAUCUCGAUUCAAAAUUUAUAUAUCUAUAAUUCUUCAAAUGGUAUAGCCAUAUUUAAUUGAUUUAUUUUUUC